Messenger RNA from Pleuronectes platessa (European plaice), 3942 nucleotides. RefSeq names its product TNF receptor-associated factor 6 (gene traf6). The transcript has 8 exons. Lineage: Eukaryota; Metazoa; Chordata; Actinopteri; Pleuronectiformes; Pleuronectidae. The coding region runs from base 285 to 2009 and encodes 574 amino acids. Gene Ontology annotation, molecular function: tumor necrosis factor receptor binding; ubiquitin protein ligase activity; zinc ion binding. Gene Ontology annotation, biological process: regulation of canonical NF-kappaB signal transduction; positive regulation of JNK cascade; tumor necrosis factor-mediated signaling pathway. Gene Ontology annotation, cellular component: plasma membrane signaling receptor complex. The record is from RefSeq and is a predicted model, not a curated record.
ACCUCCAGCUUCUUCAGGUAGUUCACACGAGUCUCCUGCCUCAUGAAGAUCACCACGUCGUGUGGAUGCUUCAGAUUCAGAGGCGAGUCAACCUGAAACCAAAAACAAACAAACAAAUUUCGGUUAGCACAUGACGUCCUGGGGACGACCCAAGUUCCCCCGAAACAGAUCCCAGGCCAAGUGGAGGAACCGAACGGCGUGACUGUUUAUUCAAGUGCUGCUGCGGACACAGGUUCGAAACCCCGUCUCUUAACUGCAGAUGGCCUUUGUUGCACUCUCCACAGAUGGCCUGCUAUGAUGCCAACAAGGGGAGUCUGGAGGAGGACAGCUGCGAUGGACCUGUUGGUGGAGAGAUGUCUGAUUGUGGCUUGGCGAUGCUGGAAAUAGAGCGAGAAUCCCUUUUUUUCAGCCCAGUAGAGACGUUUGGCAACCUCACCCUUGGCAACUCCGCCAGUCUUCAGGCUGAUAUGCCCAUGCAGGGCUACGACGUGGAGUUUGACCCGCCCCUGGAGAGUAAAUAUGAGUGUCCUAUCUGCCUCAUGGCUCUCAGGAACGCUGUUCAAACACCCUGCGGUCACCGUUUCUGCAAGAACUGCAUUGAGAAAUCCAUUCGUGACACGGGACAGAGAUGCCCCGUGGACAACGAAAUGCUGACAGAAGAUCAGCUGUUUCCUGAUAACUUUGCCAAACGAGAGAUUCUAUCGCUAACUGUUCGCUGUCCAAACUCUGGUUGUGUUGAUGAAAUGGAGCUUCGAAACUUGGAGAAUCAUUUGGCGCAGUGUCAGUUUGCGACUGAGACUUGUCCACAGUGCCAGCAGUCGGUGAGAAAGAGCCACUUAGAGGAGCACACCACUGUGGAGUGCCAGAGGAGGCCUGUGUCCUGCCCUGAUUGUGUGGAAUGCUUCGUCUUUGAGGAGAGCGAGCUUCACCAGCAGCAGUGUCCCUUUGCUAGCGUGAACUGUCAGUACUGUGGCAUGGAUCUCAUCAGAGACCAGAUUGAAUCUCAUUGUGACACAGAUUGCACAAAGGCCCCCAUCGCCUGUAACUUCAGCACCUUUGGAUGUAAGGAAAGGAUGCAGCGCCAUGACCUGGCUCAGCACAUGCAGGAGUUCACGCAGAUGCACAUGUGGUACAUGGCUGAGUUCCUGCGUGGCCUUAGCCUCAAUGGCAACACGCCCAAAGCCCUGUGGGCGAGUGGACCGUCUGUCUCUUCCGAGGAUCAAGGAGCUGCAGCAUCACUAUCUUCCUCUGGAGGGCUCAAAGGAGCUGCAGGCGGCGGUGGUGGCAACUGUGCUUCGGCAACUCAGCCAAAUGAAGAGAUGCAGCGGCUCAGAGAGAUGGACGGACGAUUGGUGAAGCAGGAUCAUCGGCUAGUUGAGCUCUCCAUCUUAAAGGAAACACAUGCAGGUCAGCUUGCAGAGCUCCGGAAUAGGGUGUCAAUGCUGGAGGACACGGUGAAGGAGCUGGAGGCCCAGCAGUGCCGCGGUAUCUUCAUCUGGCGCCUCAAAGGUUUCUCUGCCCACAUGCGGAACCAAGAAGCUGGACUCGCGGUGGUCGAGCACAGCCCUGGCUUCUACACGGGCUACCCGGGCUACAAGCUGUGCCUGCGUUUACACCUGCAGACGCCCAACGCCCAGCGCUGCUCCAACUACAUCUCCCUCUUUGUCCACACCAUGCAGGGAGCUUUUGACGGGGAGCUGACCUGGCCGUUCCAAGGCACCAUCCGGCUCGCCAUCCUCGACCAGGGCCUUGAGGGUCAGCACCACGUGGAGGUGAUGGAAACCAAACCAGACCUGCAGGCCUUUCAGAAGCCCACCAUCCAGCGCAAUCCCAAAGGAUUUGGCUACGUUACCUUCAUGCACCUGCAUCAGCUGAAACAGAGAGCCUAUGUCAAAGAUGACACCUUACUUAUCCGCUGCGAUGUGACGUCGCGUUUUGACAAUAUGCCGAAUCGUGAGGGGCCGGCGGUGCAGCCUCGAGGGCCCGAGGCAUCGGUUUCAAGGGACUAAAGUCAAACCCACAUCCAUGGGAUUGUCAUUAUGCUGACAUGAUAUAUGAUAUAUAUAUAGAUACAUAUAUAUAUAUAUAUAUAUAUAUAUAUAUAUAUAUAUAUAUAUAUUAUAUUAAUAGAUGAAUACAAUACAUUCAUUUAAAGUUCACUUUUCAAUAUGUGUUCUCACCCACACAUGGUACCAAUUGUUUAAAUAGUUCAUGUAUAAUCAGCUCCAGAUUUCCAGUUAAAGUCGUGUUCGUGCUGCUGCAGAAUGAGCAUUACUACAGACAUGGCUCUCUGCUUGUGGUUGUUUGAGGUGGUACAAAUAUUUUUUAAGAUAAAGACUUUAAGACCUCUGGUGUCUCUCUGUAGCAGUGUUUGGUCAAAUAGAUCACAGUCUUUUUAACCUUAUCCUCUUCUAACCUCAUCCACGUGUAUGUACAGAGAGUGCUGGUGAAAACCUGCUCACAAUCUGAAAGCAAAAGCAAGUCUGGUCAUGACCUCUAAACAGAAGAACGGCUAUGUGUGUCAGCUGUAUGGUUUCAUUUUCAUUUUUAUGUUGGAUAUGUGGUUGCAGUAACCUUGUUAGUAUCUUAGAAAUGUUCCAAGAGAGACUGAAGAGAAAGUGUAAAAGUUGGCGUAUUUAUGGAUGUUUAAGGACGAUGCAAGUUUCAGAAUAUUCACAACUCUGCUUUGUGAGGAAGGAAAUGUACUUGUUGGACCUUAAAGACACACCAGUGUAUUUUGAUGUAAACAUCAUGUCUUUACAAAGCUCCACAGGGUUCUUUAAAAGAAGGUGAUUGUAAGGAUCGGGAAUAUCCGUUUUCAAAUUCAUGUGCUCUCCAAAAGCAAACUUUCAUUCAUAGAUUUCUUUCUUCAAUCGUCUGACCUUGUUGUGUCUCUUUGACGCACAGCUUUUGUCAACACGGAGCGUUUUUGUGUUUCGUCAACACUGUAUAUUUUUGCUGAAAGCAUGAGAGCGGAGCAGAAGCUGCUCAUUGUACUUUUUAUUUGUGCCUUUCACUCGUAGCUCCUGCCAAAUGUGACUUAUAUGAAUAUUUCGAGAGUAGAUGUACAUCACAUCCUCUGAUAUAUUAUGCUGCCUGUUAAGCUUUUAAAGAUGUGGAUAAAAGAUUUUACGCUUGCUUUAUUAUUGCAUUGGUUUCAGUGUAUAAACAAUAUCAAUAAGAUAUUAUUUGGAGUAUUUGGGAUCAAAUGCUGCCUUAAAUUAAUGCUAAGCUAACCUCAUUAGACCAUACAACGACUUGUGUUACAUUCUAAAUAUUAUAUAUAUUACAACGUUUACACGAGUUGCUAGUAUAAUAUUCAUUUCAUAUUUACAUUACAGAGCAUAGUCUGAGGUACUUGUCAGUGUCUUAAAAUACUGUAAAAACAGUAUAUACACAUUUUAUAAUGUGAUUAAGACGUAAACAUAGUGAGACUAAGGUCAGGUGACUUGACAUGCCUUCAUUUGAUUAUCCCUUAUUCCGAGUUUGACCUUAAUUCAGGUUAAGGUCAUCAGAAAAUGCUGUUUACAUGCCACUGUCUUAUUCAGAGUAUUGUCUUAAAGGUUUGGGUUAAUAUUGUAUUAUUGGUGUCCAUGUAAACAUUUCCUUUGUUACAUUAUAAUAGGAAAAACAGCCUUUUAACUGAGUUUUAUUCCUGUAUGUGUUUGUCACGCUCCUGAGGAACCAAAGUGACUCAUAUGAUGACUUGCUCCACCUUGUGUUUCACAGUUAGAACAGUCAGAGCCGUGUUGUUAGAAUGUGUGUCAACAACAGGAAGCUGCAGACGCAUCAAUGUGUCCUGAAACAAAACAACAGCCAAUCACCAGGCAGGCAUCUUCGUUUUAUACAUUUAAAUUAAAGUCCAAACAACAUUCCCAUCACCUUACAGAACGAUGUACCACAAUAUUAAUAUUAAAUAAAGAGAUUGACUGUUAUAUUAUU